Daucus carota subsp. sativus is the source of this 1126-nucleotide messenger RNA. RefSeq lists its product as uncharacterized. The transcript has 5 exons. The coding region runs from base 119 to 886 and encodes 255 amino acids. The record is from RefSeq and is a predicted model, not a curated record. Lineage: Eukaryota; Viridiplantae; Streptophyta; Magnoliopsida; Apiales; Apiaceae.
AUAUUUUUUCUUCGGCGAGACUCUAAACAAAAUUUAUACAGUAAAAAAAUAUCGGUAGACCGAACUAUUAUAAACAACAUAGUACUACAAGAGUUUUAACUUGCGAACUGUGAAAGACAUGAGUUUCCUGGCAGGGGGGAGAUUAGCGGGCAAAGAAGCUGCUUAUUUUUUUCAAGAAUCCAAACAAGCUGUGAGCCGUUUAGUUGACAAGAACAAGAAGAUUACCUCGUAUGAUUCAUUUGUUAAGGAAUUACAAGUAGAAUCGUCGGAGUCGGCUGAUAUUUUGCCGGAGAUUCUUAGGCAUUCUUUGCCGUCUAAAUUGUUCCGGCCACCGACUGAAUCUUCUUCUGAUUCUCUCUCAGCUACCAAGUGGGCUCUUCCUUAUGAUCCAAAGAGUUUUAACUCUGUGUCCCGUGAUGCGAUUAAUCCCCUUAAAUCUUAUGUUUCUCUGCCCCAAGUCACUUUUGGCCCUAAAAGGUGGCAGUUGCCCAAUGCAGAGAACUCCUUUGUAGCCUCCACUGCAAAUGAUUCUCGUCAAGAUAAGUAUGUUCCCGUUAACCCUGAGAAGUUGAAGGCUGCCGCUGCAGGAUUUUCAGAAAUUGCAAAGGCAUUUGCUGCUGCUACAGCUAUCGUGUUUGGUGGUGCCACUUUAAUGUUUGGACUCGCAGCCUCCAAGCUUGAACUGCGUGGUAGUGAUGACCUUCGGAUAAAAGGAAGAGAACUUGUGAAUCCAAGAUUUGAAAUGAUCAAGGAGCGAGUAAUCCCAUUACGAACUUGGGCGGAAGGCAUGUCAAAAAAAUGGCAUUUUGAGAAGGAACAAGACGUAAAAAACAAUCCUCUACUAAAGGAGCUCUCAAAACAAAUGGGCGCAAAAUCCUCAAGCUAAAAUCUUCGGAUUAAGCAGUAAUUGUGGUAUUGUAUGUAAAAUACUGAAAUCUAUGUAUAUAAACAGCUGUGGAGUCAGAUGGCUGUGAGUUGAAGAGUAAUAAUGGAAACUGAUUCACUGUUAAAAUCUGUCAGAACGGAUCUGGUAUCGAUUGGUGAAAUCUCUAUCUUGCUCUGUAAGAUUUGUUGUUGUUCAAGCACUUGUAUGAUAAUUGAAUUAUUAAUCAGUCUUGUUUUUGCA